AUGCAGUGUAACGCGCAAAGGCUAAAUAUGAUGCUGCAUGGGCUUGAGAAAGAUAAGAUCGUCCACUUUGCAAUCUGUUUCCAUACAAUCUCCGACAAUGCUGAGACUCCGCAGCAGGAUAUUUUCAAUGGCCCGUUCCGUCUUUGUGGAAACAGCUACUCCGAUCUUCUUGCUGGCCUGCGCUUGGAAAACUUUGACGAAGAUGACGUGACAACUUCCAGGAGGUCCAGUGGUCUGCAUACCAAUCUAGCUAAUGCGGAGAGCCAAAAACACGAAUGA
Molecule: messenger RNA, 279 nt
Organism: Penicillium samsonianum
Lineage: Eukaryota; Fungi; Ascomycota; Eurotiomycetes; Eurotiales; Aspergillaceae
Product: humulene synthase
Exons: 1
Coding region: 1-279 (92 amino acids)
Source: RefSeq, a predicted model, not a curated record